Messenger RNA from Aspergillus wentii DTO 134E9, 3912 nucleotides. RefSeq names its product putative nuclear migration protein. The coding region runs from base 1 to 3912 and encodes 1303 amino acids. NCBI's taxonomy places the organism in Eukaryota, Fungi, Ascomycota, Eurotiomycetes, Eurotiales, Aspergillaceae. Gene Ontology annotation, molecular function: tubulin binding; phospholipid binding. Gene Ontology annotation, cellular component: mitochondrion; cell cortex. The transcript has 2 exons. Gene Ontology annotation, biological process: dynein-driven meiotic oscillatory nuclear movement; establishment of mitochondrion localization; maintenance of protein location in cell cortex. The record is from RefSeq and is a predicted model, not a curated record.
AUGGAAUUCCAGACACCAUCUACCGCUCGGGCAUUCCCCGCGCCUUCUACAACACCAUACAGACGUCCAUCCCGGGCUAGGUCUCGACCAUCGUUGCAUCGAGAAGAUUCGUCCCCUACUGUAUCAUCGUCACCCACAUCUUUGCCAAACCAGAACUUUUCUCCGGAAGGACCAAGCGACCUGGAAGACCCAGAUGAAGACAAUCUGAUGCCAUUCGAUCCACGAAGGUUCACCCCAACACUUCAUGCUUCCCUUGUCUCCGAAAUCCUCUCCUUACGGCGUGAUGUCGAGGGUAAAACAAAGGCGAUUGAUGUUCUAGAACGAAGCCUUGAUGAUUCACGAAUAGAAAACGAAAGUCUCCAUGACAGUUUAUCCCAAUCCACCAAAGAGACUCGGUCACUUCAGCAUCAGUUAAAGCUCCUUGAGGGUGGGUCCUCGUCUGCGCUGACCGAACUAGCCAAAGAUCGUGACAACGCGCUGGAGAGCAUAUCGGAUGUUCGCAAAAAGCUAGAGCAGACUCAAAAAAAGGUCCGAAGCCGCGAAGAAGAUGCUGAAAGGGCCCAGUUGCUCUUGGAUCGCGAGCGACAGUCUUGGGAAGGCGAGCGCAGGAAAUUGGAGCACAAAGUCCACGUGGUUGAGGGCCGUUUGAAGACCAUUUUAAACGAAGUGGCAGCUGCUCAAGCGGCUGGUUCUUUCCGUGCAGCGCCAAAGGCCGAUGGCACUGAAUUGGCCAAAGAAGGAACCACCGCAAAGGAUAGUGACACGGCUAGUGUUUAUUCUAGUAGCCCAGGACGACGCCGUACCAGUGUUACAAGCAUGAGUACUGACGAUGGCGACUUCCACGAUGUCAGAUUCUCUGUUAUGAGCGUUGCAAACGGGCAAGGAAAGAACGACAGCUUGAAUCUUGCGGAAGAACUAGCCUUUGACGAGGAAGAGGAGUUUGAACAACUCGAGGGCGACUCAACUCCUUAUUCCCCUGAGGCACUUCCGGAAGAACGACCAACAUCAGUGCAGUCUCAAUUGUCACACACAAUAGGAAUGGGAAUGAAGGCGAGAAAGAUUCUCGGACUUUCUCUACAUGGCAGUGCAGAUGGAAACGCUGCAGAGGACCGGGUUCUAGAGAUGAGCAGCCCUGUGAAAUCCUUGUACGAUAGAUCUUGCGUUUAUGAAGAUGCCGGGGUCCAAUAUUCACCCCCUCCAUCGCCCAAACUGCCUUCGGAGAGUCAAAGUUUGCGCUCCGUGAAUGAUGCAGAAGAAAGCCGCAGCUCUUGCCAGAUGAAGGACUCGAGCACUCUGACUCUGAUGACUGACAUGGUAUCAACAUCUUGUCAGACAGUUGGGGAUCUGCCCAGCCCUCCUUGGACGCCGAAAAUUGUCGAACCGUCGCCACCAGCACAACCGCCCGUAGAAGUUAAAAUGAUCUCUUCAUCUGCACAAACUGAGCAGGCCCCAGUGGCUGAAGCACGUGAAAAGAGAACUACUCUGUCACCGAAUGAUGCAUCUUCAUCUGAAGUGGAGAUUCCCAUGAUUGCAAUCCAUCCCCCUUGCUCAGAACCACCUUCUCCACGUGGCAGCGUGAUGUUGCCACCUCGAACAAAAAGUGCUUCUUGCCAAACGAACUUCCGAGCAAUCAUGGAUGGUCGAUCAAUUGGAAUACAAACAGAAGGAAUUCGAAUCGACCAACGACCUGUCAAAUUGCCGGCAAGCCUGCUUCCCUCUGCAAUCCCCGAUCUACCGUUGAGCCCCAAGUCUCAGGAGCCUCCUCCCAUUCAACCCUACCGUGCACCUCCACUAAGACUGAGCUCAGAGGAUAAAAAGACUCGACCAUUUGCCCCGGAAAGGACAACCGUGGCUUCAAGAGACAAGCAGCUUGACCAUAUUCAAGCGUACCCAGGAAAUAAUGACAAUGGGCCACUGUCGGACGAUUUGAAGUCAGGCAUAAGACGACCAAUGAGGUCAAGCAGCCUCUUUGCUGGCUUUGAGCAGGUGAGCGACGAAGAAGCCCCUGAGACUGAAAAAGAUAUUUUCACCGAUGAUGAGCUUCUAAACCGGCCGUUUGCCUCUUAUAAGUUGAGAAGGGGAAAACUUGUCUCAGCACAACCGGGAUCUAGCCUGGAUGACUCUCCGUUGCCGGAAAUCGACGAACAUCUGAUGGACAAUGCAUUGCCAUUGUCCGAAGAUGUAUCAACUGUUGAGGAGAGCAGAGACACUCUGUUUGGACCUACGAGAGGACAACGUUCUGGGGCCGGAGCCGCCGGAGCGAGACAGCAAGAUAUUCGGAGAGCGGCAAUGAUCACAAGUGGAGCAGCAGCGCACCAGAGGAUACGGGCACGUAGCCCUAGCGAACCCAGUAUUGAUAGCGGCAGCGGCAGUGGAUCUAGCAUCGCGCCUCCAUUCCCUGUUCCUAUCCGGCUUAGUUCGAGGAACUUCCCCGUCAAUGGUAGCGAAGGUCGGCAAAGCCCGACUCCUUCUGGCUCCAGAAACUUUUCUGAUCGUGGACAUCAACCUAUUGUCAGGAGGCCGACAAUGCGCAGGGUUCGUUCUGCGACAACCAUGUCCCAAACAGAUCCAUAUGAACGACCUAGUAGUCAGCGGUCCAUGGCCAUGUCAACCUCUUCCUUUACUCCAGAUAGCCCUCGACGACCUCUGCCUUUUGAUGAUAUCGUUGCUCCUCGACCAAACAGAAGACGGUCUACGCGUGGUCCGGGCUCGAUUCGUGCGUUUGCUCAUGAGCGCAUGGACUCCGCCGCUACUUCUAUUCAGCAGACGAGUGUUGUCGAUGCGAUCGCCCAGACCAUGGUUGGAGAAUGGAUGUUCAAGUAUAUUCGGAGGAGGAGGUCCUUUGGUGGUAAUAAUGACUCUAAGGAAAAUUGGGAUGGCAAGAAUGCGGAUGAGGUGUCUGCGAACAUCACUAACAGUGGAGUGAGACACAAGAGAUGGGUUUGGCUUGCACCAUAUGAAAGAGCAGUAAUGUGGAGCAGCAAGCAGCCUACCAGCGGGCCUGCAUUGCUGGGCAAGAGUGGCAGGAAAUUUACCAUCCAAUCUGUCCUGGACGUCAAGGAUGACAAUCCUUUACCCAAGGGAUUCAACCCUCAAAAUCAAUUUAACCGCUCUAUUCUGAUCCUCACCCCUCAGAGGGCUCUGAAGUUUACUGCCACUAGUAUUGAACGCCAUUAUGUUUGGCUCACGGCACUGUCAUUUUUGAGCCACUCCGCGAUGGGCAUUCAUGACCUCGCCUCUCUACCGCCUGUUCCUCAGGAGGAAUUUGCCUCCCCCGCACCAACAGCUGCCCUGCGCAAGAAUCCUAUUCGCGACUCAAUCAGAGUAGCCAAGGGCAAGCCUCGCCCAGGCCCCAAGGGAAAGCGACCAUUCGCGAACCACGUCGCCCCAGUUCCUGAGCUCCCUUCGGAUGGAGACUCUAUGCUCAGUGCUGCUGACCCUCCUACGGUGCCACGGUUCUCCAACCACUCGCGAAAACGCAGCAAUACUGCACCUCGCAUGCCUGCCAUACGAAGUUUCUCGAGCAUUGGAACGAUGCCCUCGUCUAAUAGCGGCGCCACUAUCGGAUCAUCUGAUGUAUACGCCCCUCCAAUGUACCCUCAGGGUAUCAGUAGCGGCCGAAGCAGCUUCAGUCGGCGCACAUCUGAAGCCAGUGGACCUUCUAGCGUUGGUACCACGGGGAACUUCUUUGAUGCAAUAGGAACCGUUCGCAUGGAAGCUUUCAUUGACCAAACCGAGUCCAAUCGACACCGCGUCGGCAAUCGUCGGCCCCGAAACGGAAGCAAGGCUUCGAGUCAAUGGAGUCAAGGGUAUCAGGGACAUCAUCAUGCAUUACGGGACCUUGACUUUCCAACCUUGGAGGAUAGUAGCGAACUUUACUUUCGCCACGACGACCCCUUCCGGGGAUUUUGA